Messenger RNA from Schizophyllum commune H4-8, 1979 nucleotides. RefSeq lists its product as uncharacterized. Gene Ontology annotation, molecular function: phosphatidylinositol binding. The transcript has 4 exons. Bases 250 to 1542 code for a protein of 430 amino acids. The record is from RefSeq and is a predicted model, not a curated record. NCBI's taxonomy places the organism in Eukaryota, Fungi, Basidiomycota, Agaricomycetes, Agaricales, Schizophyllaceae.
AUUCCCCUCGGCUUGCCUCCAUCUCCUCGUCCGCAUUCACCUCGUCUCCCGCCCUCUGCCGUCCUCCUCUCUUCGCUAGGACCGUCGCCAUCGACCCCUCACAUGUCGCAAUCUUUGCCACCCUCACCCUUGCGGUCCCCACUUCCGAGGACGUCGUACAAAUCGCUGGCCCUCGACAAACGCUUGCAACCGCUCGAGAAGGAUGAGGGACAUCCCAAUCGCGGUGGGGGCAUCAACGGUCACGUAGGCAUGAAUGGUCACGUAGGGAACACCCUCGACGAAGUAGACGAACAGAGCUCCGGCGACGAGAGCGACGACUCGUUCAACAGCGCGCUGGGGAGCCCGUCCAGCGUGCCUAGGACCUCGAGUGUUCCUGGGAGUCCCGCUAGCGCGUCGGGGAGCAUCAGCGGCGAUUCGAGCAGCGACGCGGGCGGUUCGAGCAGCGACUCGGGCGGGGAGGGAAGCGAUUCGGGCGGGGAGGGAAGCGAUCCGGGCGGCGAGGGGAGUGACGCUGGCGAGCAGGAGCACGGCGACCGUCUCAGCGAGCUCAACAGCCCGUCCACACCGAAGCACUCAUCCAUACCGAAGCACUCAUCCACACCGAAGCACUCAUCCAUACCCAAGCACUCUUCCACACCCAAGCACCCGUUCGCGGGCGCGUCGAAGAUCGAGGUGCUGCACGAUCGGGGCGUGAUCGACGUCGAGGAGGAGGUGCGCGCGUAUGCGGCGCUCAGGCGGGCCGCUUCGGAGGACGCCAUGCACGAGCGAUUCUUGGGUCCCUCGCGCGCGAACACCACCUCGAACACAUUCUCCGUCCGCCCCCGCCGACGCCCGCGCUCCCCGUCCCCCGCUCCCACAUCCAUCGUGCUGGCGGACCACAGUGGCGAGUCCGCCGCCUUCGCGCGCGACGUGCGCAUCCCCGGCUGGACCUGCGUGGGCGCCGGCCCCGGCGGGUACGUCGUCUACGAGUGCGUCGUCGCCACGCGCGAGCGGCCCGACUCGUACGCGCAGGCCUCCACGUCCUCCUCGAACACACCCGCCCCGCGGCAGCGCACCACCUCCUUCAUGCCGACCUCCUCCUCCUCCUCCUCCGCCUCCUCUUUCGCUACGUUCGACUCCUCGUCCGCCUCGCUCGCGUCAGCGUCUUCGUCUUCAUCUACCUUCACCUUCACCCCCGCCACGCCCUUCUCCGCCUCCCCCUUCUCCGCCUCCGCCUCCCCCUUCUCCCCCUCCCCCUUCCCCUCCUCCACCCCCUCACCUCGCCCCCCAUCCCACCGGCGCCAAAAAUCCACCCCCGGCCCCACCAUCCGCGUCUACAAGCGCUACUCCGAGUUCGCCGCGCUCGACCACGAGCUCCGGCAGACGCUCCCCAUGGCCGCGCGCGCGCACGUGCCGCCGCUGCCGCCCGCGAACGCGCUCGCGCGCUUCAGGCCGCGGUUUCUGGCGAGUAGGAGGGCGCAGCUGGAGGCGUGGUUGAUGAGGGUCCUCCUUCAUCCCGAUAUCGGCGGCACGCGGGCGGUACGCGAGUGGAUGUGCGUCUGAUCUGCGAAGGUGGGACUAUGGGAUCUAUGGAGCGCAUCAAUGAGCGCAGGGUGCAGGGCUCGCCUGGCGCGGCUCUGUAUGGACAGGACAGCGCGAUGGCAAGGCGCAGGCCAAUACGAUAGUAGGCGCGGUGCCUGCGCACGACGCAGAGGAGGCCCUGUUUCGUCUCAGCGGGUCUACUGCUCUCCUGGUAGAACACGGAGGAGGCAAGUCCGUCUGCGUUGGAGCUGUGAGGCCUUAUGCGUGCACCUUCACUCGAACCUUCGGAUCCUUCGGCCGGUGAGGCACUCGAUGCGCGAUCAGGGAACGCUACGAUUGGGGCUCAGAGUACGGAAUCUGUAACUGUAUGAACGUACAUAUACUGUAUGUGUACUGAGUAUAGCUAUCAUCAUAUAGGAGCUGCCGUCGUCGAUUGUGCACGGAUUAUUGAGAUAUGG